AUGGCUGACCUAAACCUCAGUUACUUCGUUCAUCGAAUGACAAGACUCGUAAGCUUAUUUUGAUCCUUUCCUUCUCUACUCUUACAUUCAAAACUAAGUAGAUUCUUCUUACUCUUAGAUUCUUAGCCUUGCAAGUUUGCAAGGCGGAGCGACCGACGAGUCACAUGCCGAUAUCAUAAGGCAGGUUGAAGAAAUGAGGGACGAGAUUAAUCGAAGAGCUGCAAUUAUGGAGAGAAGAUUUGCUAUUAUGAGGGCACUUUCUGUUCUUGAGAACCUGCGAGAUAUAGUUGAGGAGGCUAGAGAGUAA
Molecule: messenger RNA, 307 nt
Organism: Sclerotinia trifoliorum
Lineage: Eukaryota; Fungi; Ascomycota; Leotiomycetes; Helotiales; Sclerotiniaceae
Source: the annotation of a GenBank genome assembly